AUGCGGGAUUCGAAACUUAUUUAUUAUAGGUCGGGAUGUCAUUCUGCAAAUUUUACGACUUGGCUUAUUAUGGAUGUUAUUGUUCAGGAUGUUAACCCUGCAAUAUCUGAUCUACCCUGUUACUGGAAUAGAGAGACCUCUAAGAGUGUUGGUCUCCAGUCUACCAGGAAACUAUCUUGUCUCUGGAACGGAGUAGAUGUUUAUCUUCCGUUCAACUUCAUCAAGAACUAUUUUGAAAUAUUUGGCGCUUUCUCUUUAAACCAUGGAGUUAAGGAGUUCGAUGUUUCACAUUCGAACUCUCGAGUUCUUACUCCCAGCUCCCGAUACAACCCCAGGGAGGAGUUUAUGCACUUUGCCUCCUUCGAUGUCGAAGGACGGUCCCGUGUUCUCUGUGUAUCUGCUGGUGAGGGGGUUCCUCUCUCCACCCAGUGGAAUCCCCAGGGAUAUUUUUAUCCUACUCAGAUAGCACAGUUUGCUCUAGCUCACUACUCCGUUCAUUCUCAAGCUCAGCACAGAGAAAAUAUUAAAAGGUACACUAUACAGCUGGAGCAAGAAGACACUGCGGCUAGAGUUAGAGACGAGGAUACUAACUCCCUUGUUAUACAGUUUAAGAAUACUUUAGAGUUUGCGCUGAGUUCCCCCCACCUGGUGUUGAGUUUAGAUCUGAAGAUAAACUCUGAUAUUAAAACUUGGUUCAAGGUUCAACUACUAGCUGAGGAGGAGGGGGAGUUGUUUACACUUUUAUACACACAAUCAGGCAUCUAUAUACAGAGUGAUGGUUCAGAGUUCCAGUUUGGGUUCGGGAACAAGGCCUCUGGUCGUUGGUUGAGAUUGACCAGGGACCUGUUUACCGACCUCAAGAAGGGGCUCACACACUCCAACGACAAGAAGAAGGCUAAGAAGCUGAAGAGAACCAAGUUGAAGGUGAUCUCCCUCAAGUUCUACGGAUCUGGGAAUGUUGCAAAUAUAUCUCUAAGUGAUGGAGAGGAUUUAAGGAUGUUCCUGGACGGAGCGAACUGGUUCCUGGAGAACCAGGAUGAGAACGGAGGUUGGCCGAGUAAUGUUAUUUUUAACCAAGGACAGAAGAAGUAUCCUAAAGCAGCAGAAAUUCAACCAGGUUGGUACGGAGCAAUGUGUCAGGGUCAAGCUAUUUCUGUUCUCAGUCGGGCAUAUCAUGUGACCAGAGACCAGAAAUACCUGACUGCAGCGGAGGCUGCCCUGGGGCCCUUCCAGAAACCCGUGGCGGAGGGCGGAGUAAAGACAGUGUUCCUUGACAGAUAUGACUGGUAUGAGGAGUAUCCGACCAAUCCUUCCACCUUUAUCCUGAACGGGUUCAUGUACUCCCUCAUUGGUCUCUACGAUCUCCAGAAUAUCAGUCCUGAUAAUGUUAUUGUUCAACUACUUUUUAAAAGAGGAAUGAGAUCUUUGUUGGCCCUGUUACCAUUUUAUGAUGCUGGUUCUGCAACAUUCUACGAUCUCAGACAUUUCACCAUGCAAACUGCACCCAAGAUUGCUAGAUGGGAUUAUCAUACUACUCAUAUAAACCAACUACUACUACUGGCAACUAUACAAAAUAGUACGGUCCUUUCAGAAACUGCGGAAAGAUGGCGAGGAUAUAUGGUUGGAAAACGAGCUCCACACAACUAGCCAACUAUCAACAUUCCUAAGAUGCAUUGUCUGUUAGUAUUUUUAUCUUGAAGAAGACUCCUAAUGUUUGGUAUUUACUGUCACCCAAAAACAACUCCCAAUGUUCCUCGCUGUCUGUGUAAGAACUCCUCUAAUACUCCGCCUCCUUUAGGCUGACUCCCCGAUGUCUUAGUAAACGCCUGAAAGACUGCUUCUUAUGUUGAUUAUUAUUAGUUUUCUACUGAAUAUGUAUGAAAGACAAUUCCAAUUUUGUAAAUGUUAAUCAGAGUAUAAUCUAGUUCCUUCUUUAAUCCUAAGGAUUAAACCGCAUUUAAGUAUUUUUCUUCGUUCCUCUUUGUCUUCCACUGUAUUCAUUCUUCUAAGGUGAAUAAUACUUAAUUUUUUAUAAUCCUGGCUCAACCUGCAGUAUUU
This is a messenger RNA of Eurytemora carolleeae, 2058 nucleotides long. RefSeq names its product D-glucuronyl C5-epimerase (gene Hsepi). Gene Ontology annotation, molecular function: heparosan-N-sulfate-glucuronate 5-epimerase activity. The record is from RefSeq and is a predicted model, not a curated record. The transcript is spliced from 11 exons. Gene Ontology annotation, biological process: heparan sulfate proteoglycan biosynthetic process. Gene Ontology annotation, cellular component: Golgi apparatus. NCBI's taxonomy places the organism in Eukaryota, Metazoa, Arthropoda, Copepoda, Calanoida, Temoridae. Bases 1 to 1647 code for a protein of 548 amino acids.